GUUGUUACAGCCAUCCGAGAAUUCCUACAGGCAGUCGACACUUACAAGAAAAGCUCGCACUUGACUCGGGAGGACAAGGACAAGCUGAAACUUUUGCAGCUGCAGAUUUGUGCAACGGAGGACUUGCGGUGUUUGUUCGUGCUUUUGCUGCGAUGUUACAAUCCGAGCGUGCAGAGCCGGCAGUAUUUGCAGGAUUUGAUUGUAACCAACCACAUUUUGCUCCUGCUUUUGGAUGGUGUGCAGGGAAUUGCGGCUGCGAGUAAUGGAGAUAUGUUGGUUCACAUCAAACAGUUUGCGACCGUUGAGAUUAUGCAUCAGUAUGGACUAUUGCUGGAGGACUUUCGUGAUAAUGGGGCAUUUGUGAAUGAUUGCAUCUUCACAAUGAUGCACCAUGUUGGUGGAGAUUUAGGACAGAUUAAUGUACUUUUUCAACCGAACAUUUUGAAGACAUAUUCGCAAAUAUGGGAAACGGAGUAUGAAAUUUGUGAUGAUUGGUCCGAUCUCAUCGAGUAUGUAAUCCAUAAGUUUAUCAACACUCCACAACCAAGCCCACUGGCAAGCACGUUACCUGAGAUAAGUACACAACUUUUGUCUGGCAUCAAUCCAUGGACUCAGGAAGAAAAGGACUCACUGCAGUGGUAUUACGUACAGUGCAAGCAAAGCUCAUGCUUAGUGGCAGAUAUAUUGAACCUAUUCCAAGAGAGCGGAAAUCAACAAAAGACGCGUGUUUCUAUUAUCGAACAACUUUGGGAGCAGGAUAUUAUUUCUUUGACGCAGUAUGACGACCUGAUGAAGGUGGAAAAUCCCGGCUACGAACGUAAUGUACAAACUCCUGCAUUUUCUGUGGCGUCCUGUAAUUCCGGGAAACGUGAUGAUGAAAAUAAAACCCCUUCCACAGCAGUUGAUGAUAUACAGGUUCUACGUGACCGCUUGCUGAAGGAAAACAAAAGCAACAUGAUUGUUUGGCUUCAAAAAAGUUUACUUAACUGUUGCUUCGUCAAACUUAAUGCACUCAGUGGUAACCUUUACAUUACAACCAGCCUGGACGAGCAGGACAGUGUCGUCGUUAUGGAGUCGGUUUCAUAUCACUGCAUCACAAAAAAGCAGUCUAUACCAGUGGUCCCCUGGAAUCAGGAGCAAUUUUCCAUUUUAUCCUACCAACCGUUUGUGCUGUUGCUGCAUAAACUCGGAUUCCACCUGCCAGCAGACGCAAAGAAGAUGUUUGUUCGCAUUCCUGAGUUUUGGACUGCAGAUAUUUUGUACAGCAUCGCUCUCAAGUUGGGCCCUGUGGAGCAGUCCAUCAUCAAGUUUGAUCUAAAUUGCCUCCAGAAGGUAUUGUCAAUGGAGAAAGAGGUGAAAGUGGAUCCUGGAUCGGAUAACAGUUUGGAUAGCUACACUUUUCUAGCAAGGUCAAACAAGCAAAUUCCUGUCAACAGCUUUACUUCUGAUUCUAAUACCGGCUGGUUGCAUGUAGUCAUGAGGAACAAAAAUGUCGAUACGUAAGUAUUAAACAUGUAAUUUUUAGCAAUGUAAACUCC
This is a messenger RNA of Aedes albopictus (Asian tiger mosquito), 1538 nucleotides long. RefSeq names its product protein timeless. Gene Ontology annotation, molecular function: DNA binding. NCBI's taxonomy places the organism in Eukaryota, Metazoa, Arthropoda, Insecta, Diptera, Culicidae. The annotation marks the transcript as partial. Gene Ontology annotation, cellular component: replication fork protection complex. The record is from RefSeq and is a predicted model, not a curated record. The transcript is spliced from 8 exons. Gene Ontology annotation, biological process: entrainment of circadian clock; DNA repair; replication fork arrest.